Oncorhynchus keta (chum salmon) is the source of this 11384-nucleotide messenger RNA. Its product is annotated as CMP-N-acetylneuraminate-beta-galactosamide-alpha-2,3-sialyltransferase 1-like. Lineage: Eukaryota; Metazoa; Chordata; Actinopteri; Salmoniformes; Salmonidae. Bases 5051 to 6052 code for a protein of 333 amino acids. The transcript has 15 exons. Gene Ontology annotation, molecular function: beta-galactoside (CMP) alpha-2,3-sialyltransferase activity. The record is from RefSeq and is a predicted model, not a curated record.
UUCUCUCUCUCUCGCGCGUUCUUCUCUCCGAUGAGUCCAGUGGUUGACUUGCUGAAGCAGAGCGUCCUCUGCAUUAUGGAAGAUGAUAUGUUAGAAAUGCUUCUUUAGUAUCUACUUAUUGGUAUAUUGCUGUCCUUUAAGUCUUGCCCUUGUUAUUAGUUAAGUAGUUAACAGUAGCUACUUUGGAGCAUGGGGACUUGCUGAACCAUGCACGUGGGCAACUCUGAACGUUUUGAAACCAUGCCGUGCUGUCUGUACCUGGCUUAUGUGGACUGAACUGAAGCCGUACUCGCCAAUGACUGCGCACAUGGCAGACGCUGCCCGGAUUGACUUGAUUGCAAGGAUACUUAACCUCGAAAGGUGUGGAACUGAAUCAAGGAUGUGGCUGGAGUGGAGACAUCACCUUUAAAGGUGUGAAGCCGCCCCAAUGAGUUGAUGGCAUGGAGACACCAUCUGCCAAGGUGUGGAACUGAAUCAAGGAUGUGGCUGGAGUGGAGACAUCACCUUUAAAGGUGUGGAACUGAACCAAUGCUGUGAAAGGUAGGCUGCCUUUGCGUAAACAUCCAUGCCGUCUCAGAACUGGACAUGUCGACUGGGGUGUUCCUCGUCUGAUGCCCCCUGCUGAUUUUCGGCCCCAACUUACCCUUCAGGUGCACAAUCACCCGAUCACAUUUUAGAGGAGCCUUUCCUAUCUAUUGCCUUGAGUUUUGUUCAGUGGUGAUAUUUAGUUCUGAACUUUAAGUGGUGUUUAUGGACUGUCACUUUGAGUGGCAUAUUUUAAAAAUGUGUAAAAUGUUAUACUGUGACACUUCACCUAUUUAAGAUGUAAAGAAGUAUAACUGUGUUCACACCCCAGUACUCUAUUCCACAUUUUGUUACAGCUUGAAUUAAAUUGAGGUUGUAUACCAGCCUACACACAGUACCCCGUGUCAGUUGAAUAAUUCAUAUAUUACAUGUGAGCUCAAAUCAAAUGUAUUUGUUACAUACACAUGGUUAGCAGAUGUUAAUGCGAGUGUAGCGAAAUGCUUGUGCUUCUAGUUCCGACAAUGCCGUAAUAACCAAGUAAUCUAGCUAACAAUUCCAAAACUACCUUGGACACAAGUGUAAGGGGAUAAAGAAUAUGUAAAUACAGAUAUAUGAAUGAGUGGUACAGAGCGGCAUAGGCAAGAUACAGUAGAUGGUAUCGAGUACAGUAUAUACAUGCCCUACAUUGUUCAUAGCAUAUGUAAACAUAUUAGGUAGCAUUGUUUAAAGUGGCUGGAGCUAAGUCAGUGUGUUGGCAGCAGCCACUCAAUGUUAGUGGUGGCUGUUUAACAGUCUGAUGGCCUUGAGAUUGAAAAACAGCUUCUGUCUCUCGGUCCCAGCUUUGAUGCACCUUUACUGACCUCGCCUUCUGGAUGAUAUAGGGGGGUGAACAGGCAGUGGCUCGGGUGGUUGCUGUCCUUGAUCUUUGUGGCCUUCCUGUAACAUUGGGUGGUGUAGGUGUCCUGGAGGGCAGGUAGUUUGCCCCCGGUGAUGCGUUGUGCAGACCUCACUACCCUCUGGAGAGCCUUGCGUUUGUGGGCGGAGCAGUUGCCGUACCAGGCGGUGAUACAGCCCGCCAGGAUGCUCUCAAUUGUUCGUCUGUAGAAGUUUGAGUGCUUUUGGUGACAAGCUGGAUUUCUUCAGCCUGCUGCGCCUUCUUCACGAUGCUGUCGGUGGCCCAAUUCAGUUUGUGUACGCCGAGGAACUUAACUUACUACCCUUUCCACUACUGUUCCAUCAACGUGGAUAGGGGGGUGUUCACUCUGUUUCCUGAAGUCCACAAUCAUCUUAGUUUUGACAUUUGAGUGUGAGGCUAUUUUCCUGACACCACAGUCCGAGGGCCCUCGCCUCCUCCCUGUAGGCAGUCUCGUCGUUGGUAAUCAAGCCUACCACUGUUGUCAUCCGCAAACUUGAUUGAGUUGGAGGCGUGCAUGGCCAUGCAGUCAUGGGUGAACAGGGAGUACAGGAGAGGGCUCAGAACGCACCCUUGUGGGGCCCAGUGUUGAAGAUCAGCGGGUGGAGAUGUUGCCUACCCUCACCACCUAGGGGCAGCCCGUCAGGAAGUCCAGUACUAUGGUGUUAAAUGCCGAGCUGAAGUCGAUGAACAGCAUUCUCACAUAGGUAUUCCUCUUGUCCAGAUGGGUUAGGGCAGUGGGGUUGAGAUUGCAUCGUCUGUGGACCUAUUUGGGCGGUAAGCAAAUUGGAGUGGGUCUAGGGUGGGGGUGAUAUGGUCCUGGACUAGUCUCUCAAAGCACUUCAUGAUGAUGGAAGUGAGUGCUACGGGGCGGUAGUCGUUUAGCUCAGUUACCUCAGCUUUCUUGGGAACAGGAACAAUGGUGGCCCUCAUGAAGCAUGUGGGAACUUGCGAGGGUUAACACGUCUAAAUGUUUUCCUCACGUCGGCUGCAAUGAAGGAGAGUCCGCAUGUUUUGGUUGCAGGCCGUGUCAGUGGCACUGUAUUGUCCUCGACGCGGGCAAAGAAGUGAUUUUAUUUAAUGUUUUUGCACGACUACCUCAUCUCUAACCCCACUCACUUUUCUGUAGGUAAGGUCUCUGUCAAGUUCAAACAGACAUGGAGGCUAAGGCCACCUGUUGGUGGCUGGGUUAAGACAGCUGUUACAUAUCCUUUUAAGGAUAGUUAAUUUAGCUUUGGAUGGUGACUCAAACCCGUUCCAUACAAAGGUACUGGUGUCCUAACACAGUUGCUGCUGCAGGAGGGAACCACUUGGAUUUCAGAAGCAAAUUUUGAUUUAACGAAUGUGAUAGAACAGACUGGAUCUGCGUUCUCGUCAAACCUGUUGGCUACGAGCUUGAAAUAUACUUACUCGUGUCACUAAUUUACUUGUCUGUUGGUCAAUGAAGAGUGGAUGGGGACUUAGUCCCUGGAAAGUUAGCAUGUAAAGUUAAAAUUUCUAUGUCAGGCCAGCUGCGGCACUUGGGAGGAGCAAGGAAUAAGGUCGAGUCAACAUCAAUUGAGACGGAAUCUUGGAGGGGGGCCAGAGGCCCACAAGGGACUUGAAUCACAUUUUAUUUGUCAAAUGCAGAGUGUUGCUAUUACCAUGAAAUGUUUGCAUACAAGCCCUUAACCAGCAAUGCAGGUAAUAUGUAGGGGUGAGGUGAUAAUGCAUAAAUAAACAGGGCAGAGAAGUAGCGUUAAAGGGAUCGACGCAAAUUGUCCAGGCAGCUUUUUUAAAAACCUUUUAACUAGGCAAGUCAAUGACGGCCUAGGAACAGUGGGUUAACUGCCUGUUCAGGGGCAGAACGACAAAUUUGUACCUUGUCAGCUCGGGGAUUUGAACUUGCAACCUUUCGGUUACUAGUCCAACUCUAACCACUAGGCUAACCACUGUUGAGCAUUCUUGAGGGAUGAAUUCGUUAGACCCUCGACUUGGUGUGCUGGUGCAGUAGCAGAACAGUAUGAAUAGUGUGGCUGGAGUGCCUAUUUUUAGGGCCUUCCUCUGACACGUCUCCUAUAGAGGUCCGAUUUGCCAAAUGGAGGCAGAGGGAGGGCUUUACGCAUCUGACCCCCCCCAUUGCACGUGUGACAUACUGUUCGCAAUUGGGUGCCUGCUUUAAGGCCCCCGAGUUCCCCUUCUGGGUGACUAUUUUGUGUACUUAUGGCCUUAUACAUCUCGUUGAGUGUGGUCUUAGUGCCUCCAUCAGUUUGUGGUAUGUAGGCAGGUACAAAGAAUAUUGAUAACCCUUGGUAGGUAGUGUGGUGUCAAUGGAUUAGCCUGAAAAGUGAUAAAUAGAUACAAACAGUAAUAUUUAAAUGCAUAUGUAAAACCAAUAUUUAUAGACGCACUUCACAUGUACAGUGCCUUCAGAAUGUAUUCAAACACAUUGGCAUUCCACAUUUGGUUGUUAUAGCCUGAAGUCAAAAUGGAUUACAUAGCUCUCACAUUUCAUUUUCAAUGUAUAAAAUGUUUUCACUGUCAUUACAGGGUAUGUAUUGUGCACACAAAGUGAAAACAUGUAGAUUGUUGUACAUUUAAAUACAGAAAUAUGAUUUACAUAAGCACUUACACCCCAGGUUAAUACUUUGUAGAAGCACAUUUGGCAGCGAGUAAGCCUGUCCAGGUCAAUCGGGUUCUUGGUCACCUUCCUGACCAAGGCCCUUCUCACCUGGUGGCCAGCUCUAGGAAGAGUCUUGGUGGUUCCAAACUUGUGUUCUUGGUGACCUUCAAUGCUGCAGAAUUAUUUUGGUACCCUUCCCCCAGAUCUGUGCCUCAACACAAUCUUGUCUCGGAGUUCUAAACGGGGUUCACGUUGUCAUUUAUGGAGUAAUGUGUGUAGUUUGCUGAGGGAAAAAAAUAUAUUUAAUCAUUUUUUUUUAAUAAGGCUGUAACGUAACAAAACGUGGAAAAAGUCAAAGGGUCUGAAUUACUUUCCAUAGACACUAUUACAUCCCUUCUGUUAAAUCUAUGUUCUGCCAGUGUCUAAAUUGAGUUAAUUCUAAGGUUAGACUCAAUAUUGAUGUCAGACUGCUGAAGAAAACAAGGACGGCCAAGGACAGUGUCGCCGUUGUUAUCGCGUGAGAUUAGGAGGUCUGAGAAGAAAUUGUUAGCCGAAAUACUGCUGAGAUAUGUAUCCAACGACGAGGAUUAGAAGUAUGAUGUCUGUUUAAUACGUCGUUGGUGUAUUGUGUCUUCAGGGUCACUGACUGUCGGGCAAGACUAUUAUGGGUUUAUGGUAUCUAAUCACAGGUUCUGUGCACUUUGGAUGAUUUGUAUGUAUAGUCUAUAAAAUCCCAAGGGAGCUAGGCACGGAAGAAUGAAACGACGAACAGAUGAGGAAGAGUAUAUAUGCCAGCUUUACCUCUGGAUGGAGAAUAUUAUUACGAUCCUUGCAGCAGUGUCGUUUUGGUUGGUCUCCCUGUGCACAGUUGUUUGUAAUUAAAGUCGAAGAAACGGUUCGCAUUAUCUUUUGCAUCCAGCAGUUCUCCCCAUUGGCCAGUUUUAAAUUUCGGAACAAUAUCAGGUGGUGAGGAUUCUGUGACACCCAACAGAUUCCCUGCUAUCGGCAAAAUGAUUAUCUUCAGGACUAGAAAAGUUCGUCGUGUCAUCGUUCUACUCUGCAUCACUACUAUCGUUGUGUUUUAUACCGGACAGCUGUCCUCCAAUUCGCUCGUGGACUUUGUUAAAAAUGCCCUUCGGCCUCUGGACAGGAUCCUAUCUCCAAAAUAUUGCGCCUGUGUCAAAUGUAUGAAACAGCCAGACGAUGACCUCUGGUUUCAGAAGCGCUUCAACACAUCGUUUCAACCCUUUCUGACCAGAAAGUACAAGACACUCUCCAACGAUACAAGAAUGUGGUGGCAGAAAUUGCAGAAAGACCGUAACAUAGCCAACUUUAACGAGGUGGUGGAGAAGUUGUUCCAGGUCAUCCCUGGUGCUGACCUUUACAUGGACGCGGGCCCUGAGCGCUGUAGGACCUGUGCUGUGGUGGGGAACUCUGGGAACCUCAAGGGCUCCCACUACGGAGCCCUCAUCGACUCCAGUGAUGUCAUCAUAAGAAUGAACAAGGCUCGUACCUCUGGCUAUGAGCGGGAUGUUGGCAGCCGCACCACACAUCACAUCAUAUACCCAGAGAGUGCCAUAGAUCUGGACAACACCACUCGUCUCUUGUUUUUCCCUUUCAAGACUCUGGACCUUCAGUGGCUACCCGGUGCCAUUACCACUGGGUCUCACAUCACCUUCUCAUAUUUACGUCUUAGACCGAAGAUAAAGGCCAACAAAGAUUUGGUAUUGGUUCUGAAUCCUGUGUUCAUGAAAUAUGUUCAUGAAGUCUGGCUUGACUAUUACGGCAAAUACCCCUCCACCGGAUUCAUGGCUUUGAUAUUAGCCCUGCACAUUUGUGACGAGGUGAAUGUGUAUGGAUUUGGGAAAGACAGAAAUGGGAACUGGCACCACUACUGGGAAACACUAACCAAUAAAAAGCUCAAGACUGGACCACACCCUGGAGACUAUGAGUACAAUGUCACUAGAAAGCUCUCGGAAAUACACAAACUUGAGAUAUAUAAGGGAUGGUGAUAAUCAUUAAUCCAGAUCAUUAACGGGAUUUGCUUCAGUAGUCCCAUUUUUUUAUUGAACAAUUUAUUUCUGACUGUUUAGUCUGUCGAGGACUACAUUACAUCUUAGAACACCAUUCAAACUUUAAAAAAAAAGUUAGGUUUGGAUAAACUUGCUUUUGAUAACAUUUAUACUUUUUAAACUUUUUGACCUUCUAAAAAAAACAAAUCUACUUUUAAAAACAAAUCUACUAUUCAAAUUUCCAAAGCUACCAUUGUUAAAAACUCCCAUGACUUCUAACAUUCUAAUCACAAUAAUGUAACACAAAUCAGCUAAGAUGAGAGCUUUACCAACAAGUAAGAUAAAAACUUCUCUGCUUCUCUGCUAUUAAAAUCUGGAAUCAGAUUUGAAAUAUCUUCCACCAAUCAUACUUUACAGCUCUUUUAAGCCCGGGUUCAGAUACAACAGCCAACAUAAGGAAAGACGAGAAGAGCCGAAACUAGCCCGUUGUAGAAUUUUGUGUUGUGGGUACAAAAUGGUUUUGUUACAGACUAAUGCUAUGUAAAUGCUUGAGUUGAAUACUACUAGUCACUGGUCAUUUUCCACACCCGUCCAGUAACCUCUUUACGUACCACACAGAAGAGUGAUUUAUUAAUUGCUCAUUAUCUUUUGGGCACUAAAGCCUAGCCAUGUGGAAACAUAGAUCCCAAGUCUCCUCUAUUUUAGACAUACAGUGCAUUCAGAAAUGAUUCAGACCCCUUGACUUUUUCCACAUUUUGUUAUGUUACAGUCGUAUUCUAAAAUGGAUUCAAUAGUUUCCCCCCCUCACCGAUCUACACACAAUACCCCAUAAUGACAAAGCAAAAAAAGGUUUUUAGAAAUUAAAAAACUGAAAUAGCACAUGUACAGAAGUAUUCAGACCCUUUACACGGUACUUUGUUGAAGCACCUUUGACGGUGAUUACAGCUUUGCGUCUUCUUGUGUAUGACUCUACAGCUUGGCACACCUGUAUUUGGGGAAUUUCUCCCAUUCUUCUCUGCAUAUCCUCUCAAGCUCUGCCAGGUUGGAUGGGGAGCAUUGCUGCACAGCUAUUUUCAGGUCUCUCCAGAGAUGUUAGAUCGGCUUCAAGUCCGGGCUCUGGCUGGACCACUCAAGGACAUUCAGAGACUCCUGCGUUGUCUUGGCUGUGUGCUUAGGGUUGUUGUCCUGUUGGAAGGUGAACCUUCACCCCAGUCUGAGGAGCAGGUUAUCAUCAAGGAUCUCUCUGUACUUUGCUCUGUUCAUCUUUCUCUCAAUCCUAACUCGUCUCCAAGUCCCUGCCGAGGAAAAACAUCCCUACAUCUUGAUGCUACCACCACCAUGCUUCACUGUCGGGAUGGUUCCAAGUUUCCUCCAGACGUGAUGCUUGGCAUUCAGGCUAAAGAGUUCAAUCUUGGUCUCAUCAGACCAGAGAAUCUUGUUUCUCAUGGUCUGAGAGUCUUUUAGGUGCCUUUUGGCAAACUCCAAGUGGGCUGUCUUGUGCCUUUUACUGAGGAGUGGCUUCCAUCUGGCCUCUCUACCAUAAAAGCCUGAUUGGUGGAGUGCUGCAGAGAUGGUUGUCCUUCUAGAAGGUUCUCCCAUCUCCACAGAGGAACUCAGAGUGACCAUCGGGUUCUUGGUCACCUCCCUGACCAAGGCCAAUCUCCCCCGAUUUCUCGGUUUGGCUGGGCGGCCAGCUCUAGGAAGAGUCUUGGUGGCUCCAAACUUCUUCCAUGUAAGAAUGAUGGAGGCCACUGUGUUCUUGGGGACCUUCAAUGAUGCAGACAUGUUUUGUACCCUUCCCCAGAUCUGUCUCUGAGCUCUACGGACAAUUCCAUUUUUGUUUUGACAUGCACUGUCAAGUGUGGGACCUUAUAUAGACAGGUUUGUGCCUUUCCAAAUCAUGUCCAACCAAUUGAAUUUGCCACAGGUGGACUCCAAUCAAGUUGUAGAAACAUCUCAAGGAUGAUCAAUGGAAAUGCACCGGAGCUCAAUUUCAAGUCUCAUAGCAAACGGUCUGAACACUUAUGUAAAUAAGGUAGUUCUGUUUUCAAUUUGCCAACAUGUCUAAAAACCUGUUUUCACCUUGUCAUUAUGGGGUAUUGAGUGUAGAUUGAUUAGGGAAGAAAUGAGGUUUGAAUACUUUCAGAAUGCACUGUAUAGUCUGUGAGAAUUGGUUAGAACCUGUUCUCAUUUGUAUUAUUUUUCAAAGGAAAUGGAGACAAUUAUCCCUCAUCUCUUUUGUAAGGUUGCCUCCCCCUUGGAGGGGUAAGCAGCUCUUUGUGUAGAUGCAGUAUAUAAAAAGACUGUGUGAUUGUAAAAUCUUUGAGACCCUCUCCGGUAUGUCCUGAGAGUUCCUUUCCGGUAAAUACUGAGAGUUCCUUUCUGGUAUAUCCUGAGAAUUCCUUUCUGGUAUAUCCUGAGAAUUCCUUUCUGGUAUAUACUGAGAGUUCCGUUCUGGUAUAUCCUGAGAAUUCCUUUCUGGUAUAUCCUGAGAAUUCCUUUCUGGUAUAUCCUGAGAAUUCCUUUCUGGUAUAUCCUGAGAAUUCCUUUCUGGUAUAUCCUGAGAAUUCCUUUCUGGUAUAUCCUGAGAGUUCCUUUCUGGUAUGUCCUGAGAGUUCCGUUCUGGUAUAUCCUGAGAAUUCCUUUCUGGUAUAUCCUGAGAAUUCCUUUCUGGUAUAUACUGAGAGUUCCGUUCUGGUAUAUCCUGAGAAUUCCUUUCUGGUAUAUCCUGAGAAUUCCUUUCUGGUAUAUCCUGAGAAUUCCUUUCUGGUAUAUCCUGAGAAUAAUUUUCUGGUAUAUCCUGAGAAUUCCUUUCUGGUAUAUCCUUAGAAUUCCUUUCUGGUAUAUCCUGAGAAUUCCUUUCUGGUAUAUCCUGAGAGUUCCUUUCUGGUAUAUUAUGGUGGAAAUUACAAGAUUAUGUUAUAAUAGUUUUAUUGCAUCAAAUACUGUAGUUGUUUUAUGCAACAGAAUAAGGGGUUGUUAGAACUCUCAUCUGUGUGUGUUCUACUGAGGAUGGGCCUCUGGGAGAUAACACUGACAGGAGAUUUACAAUGUCUUUUGGGUGAUAAAACCUGAAGAGACCUCAUUCCAGAGCACGAGUUAAUGUUUCUGUUCUAUAUGGUACCAGGGAGAGAUGACCCCAGAGCCAGACCCUGAUCUCUACUCAAAGAUAACGUUUUUUUUACAGCAGAUACUGUCUGCUGUGAAUUAUAAGUAUCUUCUAUACAUCUGUUGUUUGUCGGGUAGGUUGAAAGGGGUGUAUUUUAGCUAUAAAAUACCUUUGUACUUUUGUCUCUGGGCUCUCAACGAAUCAUCUGAGGGUGAAUCGUCAACCAGCCAUCGUUAUCGUAGCCACUAAAUCAAUUAACUUUAUAUGUGUGCGUUGUAUUGACCUGCUCCCUUAGUAUUAAGUGAAUAAAUAUUUAGUGUAAGUAUAACUCUGACUUGUGUGAUAAGUUUGUCUCUCCUCAUUUGAUAGUAAAGAAAUUAACCACCACAAUAUCAUGCGAAUUCCUUUACGGUAUGUCCUGAGAGUUCCUUUAUGGUAUAUCCUGAGAGUUCCUUUCCGGUAUGUCCUGAGAGUUCCUUUAUGGUAUAUCCUGAGAGUUCCUUUCCGGUAUGUCCUGUGAGUUCCUGUCCGGUAUGUCCUGUGAGUUCCUGUCCGGUAUGUCCUGAGAGUUCCUGUCCGGUAUGUCCUGAGAGUUCCUGUCCGGUAUGUCCUGAGAGUUCCUUUCCGGUAUGUCCUGAGAGUUCCUUUCCGGUAUGCCCUGAGAGUUCCUUAACGGUAUGUCCUGAGAGUUCCUUUCCGGUAUGCCCUGAGAGUUCCUUUCCGGUAUGCCCUGAGAGUUCCUUUCCGGUAUGCCCUGAGAGUUCCUUUACGGUAUGUCCUGAGAGUUCCUUUACGGUAUGUCCUGAAAGUUCCUUUACGGUAUGUCCUGAGAGUUCCUUUACGGUAUGUCCUGAGAGUUCCUUUACGGUAUGUCCUGAGAGUUCCUUUACGGUAUGUCCUGAGAGUUCCUUUACGGUAUGUCCUGAGAGUUCCUUUACGGUAUGUCCUGAGAGUUCCUUUACGGUAUGUCCUGAGAGUUCCUUUACGGUAUGUCCUGAGAGUUCCUUUACGGUAUGUCCUGAGAGUUCCUUUACGGUAUGUCCUGAAAGUUCCUUUACGGUAUGUCCUGAGAGUUCCUUUACGGUAUGUCCUGAGAGUUCCUUUACAGUAUGUCCUGAGAGUUCCUUUACAGUAUGUCCUGAAAGUUACUCUCCGGGUUCAUCCUGAGAGAGUGAUAUUCCUUGCAAUUGCUCAAAUAAACGUAUUAUUUCUUAUAAAUGAGUUCUGCCUGAUUCCUCAAACAAGUUUUCCUCAACAGUGUUGUAGAACAGCUGACUAAAGACAGGGCAUACAGUUAAGUGAAGGAAACUUUGAAACAAAGUUUAGCAAGCAAGUGUCAUAAAAUACAUGCACCAAAACAGGGCACACCAUGUGACUUGUCAGAUAAAUAUCAGCAAGCUAGGAUAACUAAAUGCAACAAAAAUGGCUAGCUAUGUAUCUGUUUGGCUAGCUAGCGGCUUGGCUUAAGACAGAACGUCAGCGCACAGUUCUCUGAUUGAAUAAACGGACCCAUCUCAUCGCAAGCAUUUGGCUAAGAUGUGACAUACUGAAUCUUGGAAACUCCAGCAGAUGACAUGAGACGUUCUAGAACUAGACCGUUCAGAUCAAGCAUACUUUGUUCAAAAACAUAAAACCGUAUUGUCUCGGCUGUUGUAUCUGAACCAGGCUUUAGAGACCCCCCCCAAUAAAACUAUAGAAAUGCAAGGGAGGCUUUAUUUUUUUGCUUUUUGCAGAAAUGUUUGUCGAUCUAUAUGGAUUUAUGAUCUCUGUGGUAACUUGUAUCUGUACAGCAUGAACGCUCUCUCCUAAAUGACUCGUUGCAAAGGGGUUUUAUUGCCUAUUUACAUUUGUUUCAUUCUCCAGACAAGCCAUUAGAUACUGUGACACCCUGUGUCGAUGGGGCCUGGGUGAUCAGGUUACUGUAAACUUAGUAUUGUUUGAUUGGUCAAUGGAGGUUGGUUUUGGUUUGAAAAUGUUACACCUUCAGAUGUUAUAGAUGGAAUGAAGGUCUGUUUUUCUCUCUCUUAUCUUGUAUGACAUUUUCUUAUUUCCUAGGCAUCUGACCUAGUAUCUCUUUGCUCAAGGUUUGUCUUGUAAGUUAACCUUGAGAUCUAUCCCCUCAAUUUAUGUUUUAUUAAUGUCAGUAUUGCCUUGUAACUUAAGCUUUAUACCUUGUGAAUCCAUUAAUUUUUACAAAGUUAUUAAAUAACACUUGCUUUGAAA